Molecule: messenger RNA, 1896 nt
Organism: Plasmodium gaboni
Lineage: Eukaryota; Apicomplexa; Aconoidasida; Haemosporida; Plasmodiidae
Product: conserved protein, unknown function
Exons: 3
Coding region: 1-1896 (631 amino acids)
Cellular component (GO): mitochondrion
Source: RefSeq, a predicted model, not a curated record
AUGUAUGUUAAACAUUUUUCAAAAUUUCCCUGUCGAACUAUUUUUUAUAAACAAAAGAAAAGAAAAUAUAUUUUCUUUACUUGGAACAAAUAUUUUGUACAUCCUAAUAUGAAGAUUAAUUCUUAUUUAUAUCAUAAGAAUAUUCACAAAAAUUAUAAUCCAAUAUAUAAAGUUACAUCACCUUUAAUUUAUAAAAAAAAAAUAACACAUGUGAAUAACAUUCAAUCUGUAGAUAUGAAAGGGAAAAAAAAAAAUCUUGAUGGAUACAAACAAAUAGACAAGAAAGAAAGAAAUAUAAACAAAAUUAAUAUAAUGCAUAAUAUAGGUUCAAUAAAAUAUAUAAACAAAAUAAAUAAUUCAAAUAAUAUAUAUAUUAUUAAUAAGAGAUUAUUUAAUAAUGAUAUAAAAUAUAUAUAUUCCAAAAAAAAAAAAAAAAAAAAAAUUUAUCCAUCGAAUUAUUUCAAAAAAAAAAACAUGAGACAAAUCACAAAAAUAUUAUUCUUACAAAAAUAUACAAAUAUUUUACAAACUAAAAAAUAUAUUAUUAAAAGUAUUAUUAAACAUAAUAAAAUAAAAUAUCAUCAUCAUAUAAAUGCUCUUUAUAAAUUGUCUAAUCUUAAUUAUAAAACUGAUUUUUUGUUAUCAUUAAAUGAUAAAUAUAGAAUGAAAGAGGAACACGAAAAAAACAUACAACAAAUAGAUAUAAGCAAAAUGGAAAUAAAACAAAAAAAUAUAAAUACUGAAUGUAGACAAUACAAUAAAUCAUAUAGCAACAAUAAUAAAAAUAAUAGUAAUAACAAAUAUGAUCAUCAACAUUAUAAUAAACUAUCAGAAAAAAUGAUUGAAGAAAAAAUACAUGAUAAAAAUGAAAUGAAUAUAAAAAUAAAUGAUCUAUUAUUAGUAGCCUUAUCAGGAUGUAUACCAUUUAUCUGCUUCGGAUUUGUUGAUAAUUCUUUUAUGAUAAUAUCUGGUGAUCUAUUCGAUUCUUCUUUUUGCACUUAUCUUGGAUUUAGCACGAUGGCAGCAGCUGGCUUAGGAAAUCUAACUAGUGAUGUAUUAGGCAUAUUCAUAGGAGGAUAUAUUGAAAAAAUUAUUGUAUAUAUAGGAUUUCCUAGAAUUAAUUUAACAAAUAAACAACUUAAAAUGAAUAGAACAAGAAAAUAUUAUUACACAGGUAGUGCUCUAGGUAUAGCUAUAGGAUGCUUACUAGGAAUGAUACCUUUAUUGUUUAUAGAUAAUAAUAAAUUAGAAGAAAGAAAAAAUCAAGAAAAAAAAAAAAAAAAAAAAAAAUUUUCUUAUUAUAAAUCUAAUGAUCAUUAUAUUAAUAUUGCAAAUUAUAUAUCAAAACAAUUACCUAAAUAUAUUCAUUCAAAAUAUGCAUUCUUAUUUAUACCAGAUUAUAAUAAUAAAACAUUCGUUUCUAUAUAUAAUAAUAAAUUAUUUCACACCUCACUCAAUCUAGGACUUAUCUCACAUGUAUAUCAAAAUAAAAAAACAAUCAACUAUCAAAGAAAUGACAAAAAUAUAAACAAUAAUGUAAGCAAUAUAUUUAAAUAUAAACAUAAUGAUGAUAUAACAAAUACUAUCAACAGUACUUAUCAUAAUAAUAUUAAUAUAUAUGAUGAUAUAUGUGUAGAAAAUAUUGUCAAUUCUACUGAUAUUAUUAUCGACAAAAAUAAAAUUGAUAUUAAACAAUUUUUGGCAGUACCCCUUUUUUCAAUCGACGGUAAGGUUGAAGCAGUGAUUGCUGUUAUAAACUCAGAAGACAAACUAUCAUUUAAUCAUAACGAUGUCGUAUUUUUAAAUAUGUUCUCUUCGCACCUUUCUUAUGAUUUAGAAAACGAAGAGGAUUUAUCCGACAUGUUAAGGUUAUGUAAAAAUAUAGUAUAUAAUUAA